Messenger RNA from Sorex fumeus (smoky shrew), 1347 nucleotides. It is a transcript of the gene MTG1, whose product is annotated as mitochondrial ribosome associated GTPase 1. The coding region runs from base 45 to 1019 and encodes 324 amino acids. Gene Ontology annotation, cellular component: mitochondrion. Gene Ontology annotation, molecular function: GTP binding; GTPase activity. NCBI's taxonomy places the organism in Eukaryota, Metazoa, Chordata, Mammalia, Eulipotyphla, Soricidae. The record is from RefSeq and is a predicted model, not a curated record. The transcript has 11 exons.
GGUCCGCCCGCCCGCCCGCCCGCCCGGCCUGUGGACGCGGCGCCAUGGGGCCGAGCCUGCGCGCGCUGUGCGCUGCCGCCGGGGCCGCGUGGCGCCAGAGCUUCCCCCUGGGCGGCCGUGACGUGGCGCGCUGGUUCCCGGGACACAUGGCCAAGGGGUUGAAGAAGAUGCAGAGCAGCCUGAAGCUGGUGGACUGCAUCCUGGAGGUCCACGAUGCCCGGAUUCCCCUUUCUGGCCGAAACCCUCUAUUUCAGGAAACCCUUGGACUCAAGCCUCACCUGCUCAUCCUCAACAAAAUGGACUUGGCCGACCUUGGGGAACAGCAGAAAAUUCUGCAGCACUUAGAAGGACAGGGCGUGAGAAAUGUCAUCUUCACCAACUGUUUGAAGGACGAGAAUGUCCAGCAGGUCAUCCCGAGGGUCAUGGAGCUGGUCGGGAGCAGCUGCCGCUAUCACCGAGGUGAGAGCCUGGAGUACUGCCUCAUGGUCAUUGGCGUGCCCAACGUGGGCAAGUCCUCCCUCAUCAACUCCCUCCGGAGGCAGCACCUGAGGAGAGGGAAAGCCACCCGGGUGGGCGCUGAGCCUGGGAUCACCAGAGCCGUGUUGUCCCGGAUUCAGGUCUGUGAGCGGCCACCGAUGUUCCUGCUCGACACCCCUGGGGUGCUGGCCCCCCAGAUCGCCAGUGUGGAGACAGGCCUGAAGCUGGCCCUGUGCGGGACCGUGCUGGACCACCUGGUGGGGGAGGAGACGCUGGCCGACUACUUGCUCUUUACCCUCAACAGACACCAGCUCUUCGGGUACGUCCAGCACUACGGUUUGGACGAGGCCUCUGACGAUGUGGCCAGUGUACUAAAGCAGGUGGCCAUGCGGCUAGGGAAGACCCGGAAGGUGAAGGUGCUGACUGGCACAGGGGACGUGAGUGUCGUCCAGCCCAACUACACAGCUGCCGCCCGUGACUUCCUCCGUGCCUUUCGCUGUGGGCUGCUGGGUCCCAUGAUGCUGGAUCGGGACGUCCUCUAGCGCCUGUGUGGACGACAGACCUGUAUUGGGGACGGAGCCAGCCCAUGAGAUCUGACUGGGUCUACGGGGACUGACCUGGCCCUGGCCAGCAGCUGGGCCUCAUGCAGUGGCAUCCCAGGUCUCUGAGCCGACUAAGCCGGCCCUAACCCUCCGUAGCAUUCAUGUUCUAGGCAUGGGUUCUGGGAAGUGUCUGGCAUCGUAGCCUGACCACGGGGGCCGAGUCCGGAUGUCCUGUGGAGAUGGGCCCCCUUGUGCAGGGACCCCUGAAGCAGCCUUGCAGGCAGACGCCUGGUCUCUGACUUGACUUUAAUUAAAGGUCCAUGUCUGG